Messenger RNA from Aspergillus campestris IBT 28561, 591 nucleotides. RefSeq lists its product as uncharacterized. Gene Ontology annotation, biological process: proton transmembrane transport. NCBI's taxonomy places the organism in Eukaryota, Fungi, Ascomycota, Eurotiomycetes, Eurotiales, Aspergillaceae. Gene Ontology annotation, cellular component: vacuolar proton-transporting V-type ATPase complex. The record is from RefSeq and is a predicted model, not a curated record. Bases 96 to 452 code for a protein of 118 amino acids. Gene Ontology annotation, molecular function: proton-transporting ATPase activity, rotational mechanism. The transcript has 6 exons.
ACGACUUUGUGGUCUACUUCGCUUUAUUUGCAUUUGCUGUUGCGACCUCGCCUUGUAUUCUACGCUGUUACUUGGGAGAGAGAUUGUUGGUGAAUAUGUCCGCUCAAAACUCCGCAGGGAUUCAGACCCUCCUCGAUGCUGAGAGAGAGGCUCAGAAGAUUGUUCAGCAAGCUAGAGAGUACCGCACGAAGCGGAUAAGGGACGCCAAGGCGGAGGCACAGAAGGAGAUCGAAGAGUACAAGAGCCAGAAGGAGGAUGAGUUCAAGAAGUUCGAGACUGAGCACUCGAGCGGAUACAAGAAGGCCGAAGAGGACGCGAACAAGGAAGCCGAGGUGAAGCUCCAGGAGAUCCAGGACGCCGGAAAGAACAAGGGGAGCAAGGUCGUGGAGGACCUCAUCUAUGCGCUGUCGGACGUGAAGCCCGAGCCGUCGGAGAAGAUUCUCGUCAAAUAGAAAUGCGAGCCAUUUGUUUUGCGGCGUGGGUGAAUCUUGCUUCUUUUCAGCUUCCAGCUUAACGAUUGUGAAUAUACUGUUUUGCUGUUUGAUAUGGUCGUCGACUUCUAUGUUAAUUGAUAUACUAUGACUACAUGGG